CUCUGACACAAAGACGAAGCUGAAAAUGUCUCCAAACAUGACUUGUGAAGCUCUCCAGUCUUUUUCUCCAAGGCUCACUGUGGCCAAAAGAAAGGAAGCUCUUGAGCUCAGAAAGACAAUGAAACCUUUGAUGGAAAAAAGAAGGCGCGCACGUAUCAACGACAGCCUGAACCAUCUGAAAAACCUCAUCCUUCCCCUCACAGGCAGAGAUAAAACUCGCUACUCCAAGCUUGAGAAAGCCGACAUACUGGAAAUGACUGUGAGGUUCCUCAGCGACAUCCCUCCUGUUAGCACCAAAAAUACCGCAGACAGCUACAAGGAAGGUUACAAAGCCUGCCUCCAGCGCGUCUCCACUCUGCUGCCCAAAACCAGCCUGGAUCAAGAAGCCUGUCAGCGCGUCAACGACUUCGUCCAGCAGUCCAUGUCCACCAGCGUCACCCCAACCUGCCUGAACUGCUGCGCUCAGAGCUCCAAGACUUUCCCUCAGAUCCAGCAAAGACUCCUGAGCCUCAAAUCCACCUUCAGCUCCAGACUGGAGAGCCAGUCCCGCAGCAGCAGCAGCAGCGGAGCAGUGGCUCCCAGCAGAGCGCAGUCAGGUCCUCAGGCUGUCAGCGCCGCCAUGUGGAGACCCUGGUAGAACUUCUCCCAAAAGCCUGUGAAAAUACUGUACAGUGUUUUAUUUGUAGGCAGCAUGUUGAGAACUAGCAUCACUUGUAAAUAUGCAUAGUGAUUUACCGCGUCGCUUUCGUUGAUGAACAGUCAGAAUUCAUCUUUAAAUCGUCAUGGUUGAGUAUUAUAUACUUACGUUUAGCGCACGAGUCUGUUGUCCUGUAUAAGUUGACAAGUUUAGACAGUCGUAUUUUUUAAAAUCUGCAUGUAUGUAUACGUUAAAUAUUUAGUCCUUUUUGUGGACUAAAUUAUUAAGGGCUAUUGAAACAGCCCUGUAGACCCAAAGGGUCACUCUGUAUGAAUCUGCACCAGACUUCAGUGUCGUGAGUCUGCGCAGAUGAACUCUGUAGACAUGUAAUGUGUUAUUCCAAGUAUCUCUGUUGGGAUGUUUUAUUUUUGCUAUUUUCAGCAAAUGUUGUAUAUAUGUUAUAUAAAAACAAAUAAAACUACGAUGUCGUGGUAACUUUUGGUCUGUGCUGUGUUUUAUGAUAAUUUGUCGUGCGUUAUUACGCAUCUUGGCGCUCAAGCAUGUUAUAUGAUCGCCAUGCUACGGGCGAAAAAAACCGUUAGCCUAUUUAUUUGCCACGCGUCACACAUGAGGAUAAACUGAAUGAGAUUUGCAUUACGCUGAGGCCUGUAGAGACAUAUCACACACGUCAAAGCGCAAAUAGAAAAAGCAUGUCCAGAGGCUGUCUCAUUCUAGCAAUAGGA
Molecule: messenger RNA, 1380 nt
Organism: Centropristis striata (black sea bass)
Lineage: Eukaryota; Metazoa; Chordata; Actinopteri; Perciformes; Serranidae
Product: transcription factor HES-2-like
Exons: 4
Coding region: 26-637 (203 amino acids)
Biological process (GO): anterior/posterior pattern specification; regulation of transcription by RNA polymerase II; regulation of neurogenesis
Cellular component (GO): nucleus
Molecular function (GO): protein dimerization activity; RNA polymerase II cis-regulatory region sequence-specific DNA binding; DNA-binding transcription factor activity, RNA polymerase II-specific
Source: RefSeq, a predicted model, not a curated record